ACAAGGACUCCGAGCCUCAGCCUCGGACUCCGAAGCUAUUGUGGUUCGUAGUACCCUGCUCUGCUUGGAACUCUUUUCUCUGUUAAACUUCCUCGUUGUAUUUUAACUUAAUUAUUCCCCGUCGCCAACUUCAUACCCCUCCCGAUCAAGAACAGACCUUUUCAUUCUUUCUUUCAAGUUUUGAAUUACCGAUUUCCAAGAUACAGUGGUGAUCGUUGCUGCGCAAAUCUUCAACUGUUGAUGCAGGCUUUGAUCUAUUUUUCUCAGUUGACUUUGAGUUCGGGCUUCUUUUGGACUGGAAGCAAUGGCGCAGAGCAAUUGGGAAGCGGAUAAAAUGCUUGAUGUUUAUAUAUAUGAUUACUUGGUGAAGAAAAAAUUGCAUGCCACAGCGAAAUCCUUCAUGACUGAAGGGAAGGUUGCACCGGACCCUGUAGCAAUUGAUGCUCCUGGUGGGUUUCUUUUUGAAUGGUGGUCUGUUUUCUGGGACAUUUUUAUCGCUAGGACCAAUGAAAAACAUUCAGAGCCUGCUGCAGCUUACAUAGAGGCACAACAAAUUAAAGCAAAAGAACAGCAGCAACUGCAAAUGCAGCAGUUGCAACUAAUGCGUCAGGCUCAGAUGCAACGAAGGGAUCCUAAUCAUCCUCCCCUGGGCAGUCCAGUGAAUUCUGUAAAUCCUGAAGGAGUUCUUGGGCAGUCUACUGCAAGUGCAUUGGCAGCCAAGAUGUAUGAGGAACGCAUGAAGCAUAGCAAUCCAAUGGAAUCAGAGACAUCCCAACCACUUCUUGAUGCUAGGAUGGCCCUUUUGAAAUCAACUACUAAUCAUCCUGGUCAGUUGGUCCAAGGAAACUCUGGAAGUGUGACUGCAGCAUUACAGCAAAUCCAGGCACGAAGUCAACAUAACACUGAUAUCAAAGGCGAAGUUAACAUGGCUGCAAAUCAGAGAUCCUUGCCUAUGGAUUCUUCUUCGAUGUAUGCGCAGGGAAUCAUGCAGUCAAAACCUGGAAUAGGAAAUGCAGGUUUGAAUCCUGGAGUUGGUAGCCUUCCGUUGAAGGGGUGGCCUUUAACAGGGAUUGACCAAAUUCGGCCAGGAUUAGGUGCACAAGUUCAAAAGCCUUUCCUACAGAAUGCCAAUCAGUUUCAGCUGUUGCCACAGCAACAACUCUUAGCUCAGGUGCAAGCACAAGGAACUCUUGGUAGUUCACCUAUAUAUGGAGAUAUGGAUCCUCAAAGGUUUAGAGGAUUGUCUAGGGGCUCUAUGAAUGUGAAAGAUGGCCAACAAAUUGGAAAUGAUGGAUCCAUAGGUUCUCCAAUGCAAUCAACUUCAUCAAAGAUGAACAUGCCACAGAUGCAGCAGAGUUCAUCUCAACAACCAGAUCCUUUGCAUCCACAGCAACUGCAACAGAGUAGCCGAAAAAGGAAAGGGCCUUCAUCUUCCGGAGCUGCCAACAGUACUGGCACAGGAAACACACUUGGUCCUUCACCAAACUCUCAGCCAUCAACUCCAUCUACUCAUACUCCUGGUGAUGGAGUUGCAAUGGCGGGUAAUCUGCAGAAUGUUGGCAGUGUGUCAAAAGGUUUAAUGAUGUAUGGUGCAGAUGGGGCAGGUGGUCUUGCAUCAUCCACAAACCAGCUGGAAGACAUCGAACCUUUUGGAGAUGUUGGUUCUUUAGAAGAUAAUGUGGAAUCUUUCCUCUCGAAUGAUGAUGGAGAUGUAAGGGAUUUAUUUGGCGCAUUAAAACGGAACUCUGCUGAGCAAGCUGCUGAGACUUCAAAAGGUUUUUCCUUCAACGAAGUUGGUUCCAUACGUAAAAGCAAUAGCAAAGUUGUCUGCUGUCAUUUCUCUUCAGAUGGCAAGUUAUUAGCCAGUGCCGGGCAUGACAAGAAGGUUGUUCUCUGGAACAUGGAGACGCUGCAGACUGAUAGCACUCCAGAAGAGCACACUUUGAUAAUUACCGAUGUUCGCUUCAGACCAAAUUCAACUCAGCUGGCAACUUCUUCGUUUGAUAAAACUGUGCGACUCUGGGAUGCUGCAAAACCAAACUAUUGCUUACAGACAUAUCAAGGGCACACCUCCCAUGUUACAUCCCUUGAUUUUCACCCUAAGAAGAGUGACAUUUUCUGCUCUUGCGAGGCUAACAGUGAGAUUCGUUUCUGGAAAAUUAAUCAAUAUUCUUCAACCCAUGUUUCCAAGGGAGGUUCCACACAGGUGAGAUUUCAGCCUAGAAUUGGACAACUUCUGGCUGCGGCAACAGAGAAUGUUGUGUCCAUCUUUGAUGUCGAGACUGAUAGGCUGACACACUCAUUACAAGGGCACUCAACAGAAGUGCUCUCCGUCUGUUGGGACACGAGUGGAGAUUAUUUGGCAACCGUGAGUCAUGAGUCUAUCAGAGUGUGGUCAUUAGCCUCUGGAGAGUGCAUUCACGAGCUCAGUUCCAGUGGAAACAUGUUUCAUUCUUGUGUUUUCCACCCAAGUUACUCCACUCUCUUGGUCAUUGGAGGCUACCAGUCUUUGGAACUUUGGAACAUGGCCGUGAAUAAGUGUAUGACAAUUCCAGCUCAUGAGUGUGUGAUAUCAGCUUUGGCACAGUCACCGGUAACAGGGAUGGUUGCCUCGGCUAGUCAUGACAAAUCUGUGAAGAUUUGGAAAUAAGUUUAUUGCCUUUGAUGGAUACAAUUCUGCCA
Juglans microcarpa x Juglans regia is the source of this 2682-nucleotide messenger RNA. Its product is annotated as transcriptional corepressor LEUNIG_HOMOLOG-like. The transcript is spliced from 19 exons. NCBI's taxonomy places the organism in Eukaryota, Viridiplantae, Streptophyta, Magnoliopsida, Fagales, Juglandaceae. Gene Ontology annotation, molecular function: transcription corepressor activity; protein binding. The record is from RefSeq and is a predicted model, not a curated record. The coding region runs from base 305 to 2650 and encodes 781 amino acids.